CAAAAAGCAAAAGGAAAACAUGCUUCAGGUUUUUUUGUGUGCACUUUCCUCUGUACAAAAUGGCAAAACCCUAAUUUAAACCCACUCAAGAUCGAAUGUAGUGUGGUGAUUUUGUUAAUUACUAAGUGGAGUGAAGAAUAUUAGCGUCGGGAACGGAAUGGAGAGUUUGAUUGAGACUGCGGUGGAGUGUCUGGUGCCGUCGUGGUGGGAGGUUAAAGUGACGGUUGCCGCGUCGGUUUUUGUGAUCUUCUGUUAUUGGUUUUCAGCGUAUGGAGGUGGAGAUAGGAAUGCUGGCGGUGAUCGGUCGCAGUUUGGGGAGAAUUCUGGCAGUGGGUUUGUUUUCGAUAAAGACAAGAUGGGGCAAUUCAAAGGAGAUUCAAAAACCAAUUCUGCAUAUAUAAUCAAGGUGGAGCUGCUUGCAGCUAAGAAUCUUAUUGCUGCAAACUUGAAUGGCACAUCUGAUCCUUAUGCUAUCAUUACUUGUCGUUCAGAAAAGACGUUCAGUUCAAUGGUCCCUGGUUCCAGAAAUCCAAUGUGGGGAGAAGAGUUCAAUUUUUCUGUUGAUGAGCUUCCUGCCCAGAUUAAUGUGACAAUAUAUGAUUGGGAUAUAAUUUGGAAGAGUACUGUUCUUGGUUCAGUAACUGUUCCUGUUGAAAGUGAAGGUCAAACUAGUCCAUUAUGGUACACAUUAGAUAGUCCAUCUGGACAGGUUUGUUUACAUAUUCAAACAAUAAAACUUCCAAUUAAUUCUGUCAGGGCUAUAGAAGGAUAUGCUGGUGCUCAUGCUCGAAGAAGAAUUUCAGUAGAUAAACAAGGACCUACAGUGGUUCAUCAAAAGCCAGGGCCAUUGCAGACAAUAUUUGAUCUCCCUGCUGAUGAGGUUGUGGAACAUAGUUAUUCUUGUGCACUUGAGAGGUCAUUCUUGUAUCAUGGCCGUAUGUAUGUCUCUGCAUGGCACAUAUGCUUCCAUUCUAAUGUGUUCUCUAAGCAAAUGAAGGUCGUAAUACCAUUCAGGGAUAUUGAUGAGAUAUGCAGGAGUCAGCAUGCAUUCAUAAAUCCUGCUAUAACAAUCAUUCUCCGGAUGGGUGCUGGUGGCCAUGGUGUACCUCCUUUAGGAAGUUCUGAUGGUAGAGUCAGGUAUAAAUUUGCAUCAUUUUGGAACAGGAACCAUGCAUUAAGAGCAUUACAGCGUGCAGUAAAGAACUACCAUGAUAGAAUAGAAGCAGAGAAAAAGGAAAGAGCGGAGUCAGAAUUGCGUGCACAUAGUAGCUCAACUAAGAGUACUAGGUCUCCUGAGACUCCUGUAGAUAGUUCCUCCAAAAUUGAAAAGCACCAAGCUUUUCUCAAAGAAGAGGUUCUUGUUGGUAUUAGCAACGAUGUAUUUCCAUGCACAGCAGAGCAAUUCUUUAACAUAUUGUUGAGUGAUGGUUCUACUUUCUUAGCUGAGUAUCGUUCAGCACGAAAGGAUACUGAUCUAAAAAUAGGACAGUGGCAUGCUGCAGAUGAAUAUGAUGGUCAAGUAAGAGAGACAACACACAGACAUGUUUGUAACAGUCCCAUGUGCCCACCUGACACAGCCAUGACAGAGUAUCAGCAUUAUGUUUUAUCACCUGAUAAGAAAAAACUUGUUUUUGAAACUGUACAAAAUGCACAUGAUGUUCCUUUUGGGUCUUAUUUUGAGGUUCACUGUCGGUGGUGUUCGGAGACCACUACAGAAAAUUCAUCUACUCUAGAUAUAAAAGUAGGUGUACAUUUCAAGAAAUGGUUUGUGAUGCAAUCCAAACUUAGGGCCGGUGCUAUCAGUGAGUACAAGAAAGAGAUUGUGAUGAUGUUGGAGACCGCUCGCUCAUACAUCCAGUCACAUUCUUCCGGUUGUGAGAUUGAUAAGUACACACCCCCACCCUCAGCUAUUCAAGAUAUUCAAGAUAGCAGUUGAUACCAGUAGCUUCUCUAACAACUGGGUUUCAUUUUAUUGUCCAUUGUCCUUUAAAUUUAUAGCAUUGAUACAUACAGCAAUGAGCAACCUCAUCUGAUGGCUAUAGUGGUUCUAUCUUCUUCUUCCUUGCAACACUCCCCUAAUGGUGUUUAGUAACAAAUUUUCUGUUGAGCCUGCUGGCACUAUCUUUGUGUACCUAUACUUUUUUUUUCAAUAACGUAAAUAAAAGAACAAAGAAAAUACACUUUACCUACUAAUGGUUUUUGAUGGGAUACAUAAAUAUUUGAAAUUUGU
Rubroshorea leprosula is the source of this 2230-nucleotide messenger RNA. NCBI's taxonomy places the organism in Eukaryota, Viridiplantae, Streptophyta, Magnoliopsida, Malvales, Dipterocarpaceae. The record is from the annotation of a GenBank genome assembly.